Messenger RNA from Silurus meridionalis, 5451 nucleotides. RefSeq names its product dynactin 1b (gene dctn1b). Bases 378 to 4211 code for a protein of 1277 amino acids. The record is from RefSeq and is a predicted model, not a curated record. Lineage: Eukaryota; Metazoa; Chordata; Actinopteri; Siluriformes; Siluridae. Gene Ontology annotation, biological process: nuclear migration; establishment of mitotic spindle orientation. The transcript has 31 exons. Gene Ontology annotation, cellular component: kinetochore; axon; spindle pole.
GCAUUGCUCUCCACACACACACACAUCAGCACCAGAUACACACUAUGCAUCCAUAUGCACUGUUCAUCCUAAUAGACCAGACCUCUUAGACGGCUCGCAUUCUCACACACACUCAUUCAGAUUUCAAGGCUUCAUGUGCCAAUCCUCUGCUCAUCAGUGAGCAUCAGUGCUGGCCUUCUACUGGAUAAGGCUCAUUUCUGCUGGACCUAGAGGAGACAGCAAGUUUGAUCCAAUCAUGAUACAGAUGGAGAGAGAGGACAGAGUGGUGUGUGAUGGAAAACAGGAGAAGUAGGGAGUGUGACAGAGGAAAACGGAAAGGUUGAGACCAUAUUGCUGUCUUGGGAAGGGCAGGGAGUCUUAAGCAACACUGGAGCGGCAUGUCUCAAAUGAAGAGGUACACUUACAAUAGGGUGAGUGACAAGCAGACCACUAGCAGUGGCAGCAACAGGAUGAGUUCAGAUGGAGGAGGACGUCCAGUAAAGGUGGGCUCUGUGGUGGAGGUCAUUGGAAAGGGUCAUCGUGGUACUGUGGCCUACAUUGGCAAUACACUAUUUGCCUCUGGGAAGUGGGUGGGAGUCAUCCUGGAGGAGGCCAGAGGCAAGAACGAUGGCACUGUGCAAGGCAAGCGCUACUUCACCUGCCUUGAGAACCAUGGGAUAUUUGUGCGGCAGUCACAGAUCCAGUUGGUAGAGGAUGGGGCAGAUACAACAUCGCCUGACACUCCUGAACCUGCCACAUCUAAAGUGCUUAAGCGAGAGAUUCUGGAAGCUCCGAAGUCUAAUAAAGUGGUGAGUGCAGGUCUAUAUCGAGGAGCCAAACCUAAAAAGACGCCUGUUCCUCGUAAGACUACGGCCAGAAGGCCAAAGGCACGGGCAGGUGUUGGAGUAAAGGUGGGUUCUGGCUCAGCUUCAGCAGGAGAGAUGAGCAGCAGUGAACCCAGCACACCUGCUCAAACCCCACUGGCUGCUCCAGUUAUCCCCUCCCCUGUUGGGACGCUCCCUUCUCCUGGACUUCCACCCAUCCCAGCCCCGAGUAAGGAGGAGGAGGCUCUCCGGGUGCAGGUGAAAGAUCUAGAAGAGAAGCUGGAGACCCUGCGGAUGAAGCGGGCGGAGGAUAAGGCCAAGCUAAAGGAGCUGGAGAAGCACAAGAUCCAGCUGGAGCAGCUACAGGAGUGGAAGAGCAAGAUGCAGGAGCAGCAAAAUGAACUGCAGAAACAACUCAAAGAGGCCAGAAAGGAAGCAAAAGAGGCUUUGGAAGCGAAGGAACAUUACAUGGAAGAGAUGGCAGACACUGCAGACGCUAUCGAGAUGGCAACCUUAGAUAAAGAGAUGGCAGAAGAGAGGGCAGAGUCUUUGCAGCAGGAGGUUGACGCACUCAAAGAGAAGGUGGAGGAACUGACCAUGGACCUGGAGAUCCUCAAACAUGAGAUAGAAGAGAAAGGCUCUGAUGGUGCAGCAUCAAGCUAUCACGUAAAACAACUUGAAGAACAAAAUGCCCGCCUGAAGGAGGCUUUGGUCAGGAUGCGUGACCUGUCUGCCUCUGAGAAACAGGAGCACUCAAAACUUCAGAAGCAGGCGGAAAAAAAGAACUUUGAGUUGGAGGCAAUGAUGAUGCAGAAGGAGAAAAUACAAGAGGAAAUGAAGGUGGCAGAGAAGACUAUAGAUGAGCUCAAAGAACAGGUGGAUGCAGCUCUUGGAGCUGAAGAGAUGGUGGUGACUCUCACUGAGCGUAACCUGGAUCUGGAAGAGAGAGUGCGAGAGCUCAGAGAGGCUGUAACUGACCUGGAAGCCAUUAAUGAGAUGAAUGACGAGCUGCAGGAGAACGCCAGAGAGACGGAGCUGGAACUGAGGGAGCAGCUGGAUCUGAGUGCGGCCAGCGUGCGGGAGGCGGAGAAACGUGUGGAAGCAGCACAAGAGACUAUGGCGGAUUACCAACACACCAUCCAGAAAUACAGAGAGCUGACCGCACACCUUCAGGAAGUGAACAGAGAGCUAAUGAGCCAACAGGAGGCCAACUCUGAGCUGCAGCAGCAACCUGCCGAGAUCUUCGACUUCAAGAUCAAGUUUGCAGAAACCAAGGCAUACGCAAAGGCCAUUGAAAUGGAGUUGCGUAAGAUGGAAGUGACUCAGGCGAACAGACAGGUGGCUCUGCUCACUACCUUUAUGCCCGAGUCCUUCCUGAGACAUGGAGGAGACCAUGACUGCAUCCUCGUCUUGCUACUCAUUCCCAGACUCGUCUGCAAGGCAGAGCUAAUCAGCAAACAAGCACAGGAGAAGUUUGAUCUGACAGAGAACAGCUCUCAGAGACCGGGGAUGAGAGGGGCAGUGGGAGAGCAGCUCAGCUUUGCUGCUGGACUUGUUUAUUCUCUGAGUCUGCUGCAGGCAACGCUGCACAAAUAUGAAUAUGCUCUUAAUCAGUGUAACGUGGAGGUUUAUAAGCGAGUGGGUUCCCUUUACUCUGAGAUGAGUGUGCAUGAGCGUUCUUUAGACUUUCUCAUCGAUUUGCUGCACAAGGAUCAACUGGAUGAAACUGUGAAUGUGGAGCCACUUACUAAGGCCAUUAAAUAUUAUCAGCAUCUUUAUAGCAUUCAUCUAGCCAAUCAGGCGGAGAACUGCACCAUGCAGCUGGCUGACCAUAUAAAAUUCACUCAGAGUGCUCUGGACUGCAUGGCGGUGGAAGUGGGUCGUCUGCGUGCCUUUCUGCAGGCAGGAGAGGAAGCAACUCCGUUUUGUGCUUUGCUUAAAGAUCUGGACACUUCUUGUAGCGACAUUCGCCAGUUCUGCAAGAAGAUUCGCCGCCGCAUGCCGGGCACCGAUGCGCCAGGCAUUCCUGCUGCACUCAACUUUGGGCCUCAGGUAAGUGAAACGCUGGCUGAAAGCAGGAGGCAGUUGGCCUGGCUGAAUGCUGUGCUGCAGGAGGUGGCUGCAGCAGGAGCUCAGCUUAUUGCGCCACUCGGUGAACAUGAGGGGCUGCCAACGCUUAAACUGGAGGACAUGGCCUUCAAAGCAGCUGAACAGAUCUACGGCUCUCAGGGUAUAAACCUCUAUGAGUGUCUGCGCCAGUCCUGUAGCAUUAUCAUCGCUACCAUGAACAAGAUGGCCACCGCUAUGCAGGAGGGAGAGUAUGACUCUGAGAAGCCACAUACCGGAAUGGCUCCAGUGGAGGUGCGAGCAGCUGCACUGAGAGCAGAGAUCACAGAUGCUGAGGGACUUGGUCUGAAAUUAGAAGACAGAGAGACUGUCAUCAAAGAGCUUAAGAAAUCCCUGAAAAUAAAGGGUGAAGAGUUAAGCGAGGCCAAUGUACGUCUGAGUCUUCUAGAGAAGAAGCUAGACAGCUCAUCAAAGGAUGCAGACGAACGUGUGGAGAAAAUCCAGACUAUUCUGGAUGAGACUCAGGCCAUCCUAAAGAAAAAGGAGAAGGAAUUCGAAGAGACCAUGGAUGCUCUUCAGGCUGAUAUAGACCAACUCGAGGCAGAGAAAACAGAGCUGAGGCAAAGGAUAAACAGCCAAUCAAAGUUGACCAUUGAGGGACUCAGGGGAAGUCCUGCCUCUGGCAUUGCAUCCAUUGUGACUGGUGGCAUCACAACUGAGGAUCAGAAAGGUUCUGUAGGAGUGUGUGGUGCAGGAGGUGUGCAGGUGAUAGAUUCUCCACUGCUGACACAGCAGAUUGAAGCUCAGAGGCUCAGCAUAAAGCACCUGAAGAAUGAAAACAACAUACUGAAGGCAGAGAAGAUGCAUGCUCAGCUAUCCUCGCUUCCUCCGCUGAACGUUUCUAAGCUGAACUGGCGUGAAGGUUGUAGACCUGAGGUCCUAUCCAGCGCUCUCUAUCGCAAAACAGACCAGCUCCUGGAAACUCUGCUGCAGAUGAGUGCCAACAUCAAAGUCGUAGACAUCACUGGAAAAUCUCCAGUGAGCCCCAGUGCCCAGCUCCUGGAGCAGACAGCGAGGCUUCAGUCUCUCGGGGAGACUCUUGACAGGCUGAAGGAUGAAGUGGCAGAGCAUGUGGUUUCUCAGAAACCUGGCGCUCAGGUUUCGUCUGACUUUGCGACGUUCCCCUGCACCUCAUUCGUAAAGGCUAAGGAGGAGAAGAUGAAAGAUGAAGUUUUGGUAGGUCGUGUGAUGGUGCCUUGCACUCGGGGGCAAGAGCAGGUUCACCGUCUCGUUCUGUCCCAGUACCAGCUGCAGCGAGUGCAUCGCCUGCUUCAGACUUAAUAACCUUCUGCACGAACGAGCCCUGCUGCCGCGUCCUGAACAACCCGGCCCACUUUCGCUAGAUGCAGCUUUAGCUUCACCAUCAGAAGCGUUUGUGUGAAAUAUGGAAACCUGGAUCGUGAACAUUGUGAAUGGCAGGGACUGGGAGGGAAUGUUUCUUUGCCUUGGCAUCUUCGUAGCCUGACAAGCACAUCCUCCUACUGGGGCGCAAGGCAGUAACUCAAUAUAUUUGUUGCCCAGCAAAAUAAGUCGUUAGAAAAUCUGAUAGGAUGCAGUUUAAAAGCUGUUACUGCCUUUUGCUUUAGUAGGACACUGUUUACUUACUGAGUGCACUUUUUUUUUUUUUAACAUCAGUGGAUGAAUCCAAAAAAAGCAAUUUGCUCCUUAAAUAUUAAGCUUGCAAACAGAUUUCAAUAUGACACAAGUGCAUCAUUUUCUCCCAAACACUAAACAGCAGUGUGUUUCCUUUAACCUGAUUCAACCCAUCAGAUAAUUCCCAAUGCAUUCUCGUUAAAAAGAGGGAAACCUCUGACGUUCCAGAUCGUCAGGGAGUAACACAAGCAGACAUGUGCUCUAAAAUAUAAACGUGUUCCGAAUUUUAUAUCUGGCCCAAAUCUAUUACAAGCCAAAAAAAGAAGGGAUCAGGGGUUUGGCGAAAAGCUAACCAAGCCCCCUGCAUUAUUCAUGUUUUUGCAGUCCUUUUUUUGUCAUCCACUAGCUUUUGGCAUGGCAGAACUAAAAAGAAAAAAGCAUAGCUUAACAUCUUUUAUAGGAAAAAUCCAAAAUCAGCUUUUGAAAUAAUGCAAACUGUCUAAAACAUAAAAAAAAACACAAAAUGGCAUGCAUCUGAAUCUUAAUGUUUGCUUUAACUAUGAGGCUAAAACCAUUCAUAAAGAAUGAGAUUCAGACAAUUUAAAACUAGUUCUAAAUAUUUAAACCAAAGCUGGUUAAUGUGCUACUUUGUUUUUUUCUUUUCUUUUUGGGAACAGGUAGUCUAGAGAAAAUCCGAGCUUGCAUAACAGCACACGACCAAUACAUUCAUACCAGUUAGACAAGUAUGAUCAAUAUUCAAUAUUUAAUAGUCAAUAUUCCAGUGAUCAUACGUAAGUCGAUGUUGUCUUAAGUUAUUAACCUAUUUAUUGUGUAAAAAAAAAAAACGCCUAAUGUUGCUUACUUAUUGACGUCCUGAAGAACGUGUUUGAUACGUGACACCUGAAUAAAGAUCAUCUAACAGAUGCGA